AACUUUCAGUUCCCCACUGGGGUGAAGUGGGAGGGACAGGGGCCCAGAACUGGAGCCAAAGCCAUAUCCUGAGCAGGGCCUCGGAAGGUCUUCUGGCCUUUUUUUCUGGAGGGCUCCAGGCCCUAGAAACCAUGACUCAACCAGGAUGGGGGUUGCUGUUCCUGGGCCUCCUGGCCAUGGCCCAUGGGCUUCGGAGAGGAAAUGAUCUGCUCAAUGUCUGCAUGGAUGCUAAACACCACAAAAUACAGCCUGGUCCAGAAGAUGACCUUCAUCUGCAGUGUAGCCCAUGGAAGAAAAAUGCCUGCUGUACAGCAAACACAAGCAUUGCAGCCCAUGAAGAUGCUUCCUACCUGUACCGCUUUAACUAUAACCACUGUGGAACGAUGGCCCUGGCUUGCAAACGCCACUUUAUCCAGGACACUUGUCUCUAUGAGUGCUCCCCCAACCUAGGACCCUGGAUCCGGCCGGUGUCCUCAAGUUGGCGUAGGGAACGGAUGCUAAAUGUUCCCCUCUGCAAGGAGGACUGUAACCAGUGGUGGGAAGACUGCCGAACCUCAUAUACCUGCAAAGAGAACUGGCAAAAGGGUUGGAAUUGGACUUCAGGGAUUAACAAGUGCCCAGUUGAGGCUGCCUGCCACCCUUUCUCAUUUUACUUCCCAACACCAGCCUCCUUAUGUGAGAACAUUUGGGGUCACUCUUAUAAUGCAAGCUCUUUUGGCAGGGGCAGUGGCAAAUGUAUCCAGAUGUGGUUUGACCCAGCUCGGGGAAACCCCAAUGAAGCCGUGGCUAAAUACUAUGCUUCUGCCUCUGCCCCAGGCAUCUUCAGUUGCGGGGCCAGUUUCCCCUUCUUGGCUUUGACACUACUGUUGCUUCUCUGGGGUUAAUCCUCAUCAGGCAUGAAAUCUAACCCAUUUACAUGCAAAACCAUAGCCAAGAUGUGCUCUGUGUCUGAGAUCCCAGGACCCCAGCUUCCUGCCUGACACAGCCUGGCUGUCCUGAAACCCUGGCUUCCCAAUCUGGAUUCUUCCCCCUCAAAUCUGAUCUGUCCACUUGGAAACC
Messenger RNA from Vombatus ursinus (common wombat), 1059 nucleotides. RefSeq names its product folate receptor alpha-like. The record is from RefSeq and is a predicted model, not a curated record. The coding region runs from base 132 to 884 and encodes 250 amino acids. Gene Ontology annotation, molecular function: signaling receptor activity. The transcript has 5 exons. NCBI's taxonomy places the organism in Eukaryota, Metazoa, Chordata, Mammalia, Diprotodontia, Vombatidae. Gene Ontology annotation, biological process: sperm-egg recognition; fusion of sperm to egg plasma membrane involved in single fertilization; cell adhesion. Gene Ontology annotation, cellular component: external side of plasma membrane.